AUGAAUCUGUCAUGGAAGACCCUGCACGGGCUCAAAAAAGCACUUCCAGAAAUCACUGUACAAAUUAGCAUGGAAGACAGCAACUUGUCUAUCCCAUCUCUCCAGGAUCUGGAGGAGGUUUUACACUCAGCUCCACGCUCCUGUCGACAUGGAGACGAGGUGUGGCCGAAUGUGUUUCUGGGAGACAUGUUUAUGUCUCAUGACAAGUUUGGGCUCUACCAGCUAGGGAUCACUCAUGUGCUGAAUGCCUCACACGGUAAACUCUGCUGUAAAGGUAGUGAUGAUUUCUAUGGAACCACAGUGAAAUAUUACGGAGUCCCUGCCAACGACCUCCCCACAUUUGACCUCUCGCCAUAUUUCUCGCCCGCGGCCGAGUUCAUUCACCAGGCUUUGACAUCAGGAGGGAAAGUGUUUGUGCACUGUGCUGUGGGUGUGAGUCGUUCAGCUGCAUUGGUCCUAGCCUACCUGAUGAUUCAUCAUCACCUCAGUCUGUUGUCCUCUAUACGUUGUGUGCAGCAGAAGCGCUGGAUUUUUCCCAACAGAGGCUUCCUGCGACAGCUCAUAGGCCUGGACCAAAAACUGCAGGAUGAUGGUUUAAAUGAGCCAGAGUAAGAAAGCCAGAAACAACCCUCUAUUUCCUCUUCCAUUUGCUCCAUUUAUUGCAUGUAUAAACCAAAGUGCUCAGCUUCAUUCACUCCCCUCCCCUGUCCUCU
Messenger RNA from Pelmatolapia mariae (spotted tilapia), 713 nucleotides. RefSeq names its product dual specificity protein phosphatase 13A-like. Bases 1 to 612 code for a protein of 203 amino acids. The record is from RefSeq and is a predicted model, not a curated record. Gene Ontology annotation, biological process: negative regulation of MAPK cascade; protein dephosphorylation. Gene Ontology annotation, cellular component: cytoplasm. The transcript is spliced from 5 exons. Gene Ontology annotation, molecular function: protein tyrosine/serine/threonine phosphatase activity; MAP kinase phosphatase activity. Lineage: Eukaryota; Metazoa; Chordata; Actinopteri; Cichliformes; Cichlidae.